AAAAAGGCGCCAUCAAUAUAUAAACCCUUAACCAGAACAGUGAGCAAGAGCAGCCAUGGGAAGAGCUCCAUGUUGUGACAAAGCAAACGUGAAAAGAGGACCAUGGUCUCCUGAAGAAGAUGCUACUCUCAAACGCUACGUUGAGAAUCAUGGCACUGGUGGUAACUGGAUUGCUUUGCCUCAGAAAGCAGGCCUUAAACGAUGUGGCAAGAGUUGCCGUUUACGGUGGCUUAAUUACCUCAGGCCUGACAUCAAACAUGGGAAUUUCACUGCAGAUGAAGAUCAGAUUAUAUGUACUCUUUAUAGUCAAAUGGGAAGCAGGUGGUCGAUCAUAGCUUCUCAUCUACCUGGAAGAACUGACAAUGACGUGAAAAAUUAUUGGAAUACCAAGCUAAAGAAGAAGCUACUUGCAGGAAAAAUAAGCCUCAUCACAAACAGGAGUAACAAGUUCCCAACUAGCAAUCCCACUGCUUCUGCUUUUCUUGACUCAACACCUUCAUUGCCUUCUGUACCAAAACCUGAACCCUAUGAUACCGAAUUUUCAGCUUCACAAACUCAGAUUUCUUCACCACUAUACCCAGUGUUAGGUGAUAAUGGCUAUGGAAUGACUGUCAAUACUCAAAGCAUAAGUACUUUAGACCCAAACCAUCAUCAGUUUGGUUGCAUUUCUGAAUUUGGUGGUACAAGCUUGAAGAACAGUCCCAUUGUUACAUCAUCUUCUCAAGAGGGUUCAUGUGCUUCAGAAUCGAAUUCUCUUGCCAUGGACAACAGCGGUUACAUGGAUUUCAGCUUUGGAGUUCCUCAUGAGUUUGUGAGUAAUGGGUUUUGGUUUCAACAGAAAGCUGGUCAUGAUCAUCAUCAUGAAGUGCCUCUAGUCUGGUAUCCAAACUUAGAUGAUUCUUCAUAUGCUGACAUAAAGCCACGAGGACUGAAUCAAAGUGUUAUUAACCAAUAUUGAAAGUGAGAGACAGCUAAUUAAUAUAAUGUAGAGAGACUUUCUUCUCAACAUUCAAAUCAUGCAUGUUUGUAUGCAUGGUUUAUAUAUGACAUUAAUUCAAGAGAAAGAUAUAUGGAAUUUUUAGUUAUUGUGAUCAUGAA
This is a messenger RNA of Pistacia vera, 1098 nucleotides long. Its product is annotated as transcription factor RAX2-like. The transcript has 4 exons. The record is from RefSeq and is a predicted model, not a curated record. Bases 56 to 958 code for a protein of 300 amino acids. Lineage: Eukaryota; Viridiplantae; Streptophyta; Magnoliopsida; Sapindales; Anacardiaceae.